Messenger RNA from Lichtheimia ornata, 216 nucleotides. RefSeq lists its product as uncharacterized. Bases 1 to 216 code for a protein of 71 amino acids. The transcript has a single exon. NCBI's taxonomy places the organism in Eukaryota, Fungi, Mucoromycota, Mucoromycetes, Mucorales, Lichtheimiaceae. The record is from RefSeq and is a predicted model, not a curated record.
AUGUUUAGACCCAAGCUACGAGAACCGGACACUUACCAUGGAACAAGAACCCAUGCUGCUGAAAGCUGGUUACGAUCUGUACAACGUUAUGCUGAUGUGACUGGAAUGGAUGAAGUUGACCGAGUCCAAUAUGCCAUCAAUCUUUUUCUAGGAAGUGCUGACACAUGGUGGCGUACAAGAGAAAUUGUUGGACAUGAUGCGGCUUACUUGGAUUGA